ACUACCUCACCAACCUCGAACACAGUCUGUGACCAGCAAUCGUGACAACACACUCGCGCGAUAGCGCCGCCGGUCGGCUUCUGCUUCCACGAUGUCGACUCCACCAGAUGGAUCUUACAUCACCCAGAUCUUGAACGCAGGCUUCUUCGUACCUGCCACUGUGCCCGCCCCCACAAUGUCGCAGACCGAAGAGAUCGCAGAACUCAAACGCCUCAACAAGGCACUGAAAGCCGAGAAAGAUGCAACUGACAAGCGAGCAUCGGAGCGUUACAGAGACUUCUUGCAUGCGGACCGCCGCGCCGAGCGCACAGAACAAGCGCUCAAGAAUGAAAAGUGGGAGAGAACAGAUGAUCAGAUCAAGGCCGUGAGGUUGUACAAUUGCUUCAAAGACAACAUCGCGAGAUUAGAGGCGGAUUUUGCGCAGGCGCAGCAACUCGAACACAGCCAUGUCCAACUGCAGGAGCUGCAGACCGCUAAUACCAGAUUGCAAGGCGAGCUUGCGCAACACAGGGAAGCCGCGGCACGAGUGCAGACCAGUCAAAGCAACGCGCUCAAAAAAGUGCAAGUCAAAUACGAGGCAGAGAAGCAGCAGUUCAAGGAGCAAUCGGAGAAGGAAUUCCAGAAGCGUCUUGCUGAGAAGGAGAAGCAAUGGAAAGACGAGUCCACUCGCCACUCUGCGACCGCCAUACAGAAGUGGAUGAAACAGUAUCAGUCCAUGCAGCAAGAGAUUGAGCGCCUCCAACAGCAGCUCAAGCAGUCGCAACAGGCGCUCGAUUGGCACAAGGGCCAGUUGCAACAGCAGUAUCCGCAACGUGUAGGUUUUCAAGGCCCGCAAAUGGCUGCAGGGAUCCAUGCCGGCUUCCCAUUGACCACGCUACAGAGCCCUCAGCAGGACAAAGAUCAGGCACGGAAGCGCAGGCGGCUCAACUCCACAGGCGACGCCCACGCUUCAAUGCCAGAGCAAGGCGGUGGAAACACUUCGACUACGACUCCCAAGAGAAAGAUGCCGAGCUUGGCUAGACAGUCCUCACAAAACGCUGUGACUCCUACCCGGCUGUCUCAGCAUCCGGCCACGACUGCCAGUCCUCUACAGUCACUCCAACAGGCUCAGUCACAAACUCAGGCCCUAGCAAACUGGCAGGUGCAGGAGCAGGACAUACUCUUGCAAGCUCAACAGAACGGUUCAUAUCAGCUUUUCCAUCAGUUUUUCGCGCGCAUGAAUGCGGAUAGACAGAAGGUCGGCCAUCCUCAACUGACCAUUAUGCAAGCAUGGUCUGCCUUCAACCAACAGCUGUUAGCCUUAAGAGCUCGUCAGAACCCAUCUCAGCUCAUCUUCCAGCACGAUGCCUCCAUGUCGCAGAACAUGGCCUUAGGUGAUAGGCAAGCUACAUUGCAGUCCCCAUUCCUACCGAUGGCAACACUCUUUGAUCAGCAAACACACCAAUCUGUUAACAUACAAUCGCCACUGUCACGUCGGGCAGGUAAUUUUGGAACUUUCCAAUCAAUGCAACUGCCACAACAAUGCCAGCAGUCUCCGCAAAGUCUACCUCAAAACGACUGGCAGUCGCCUGCAACAUCGAUCCAAAAUCUUAGCUCUAUGCCGACCUUGACAGCGCGAUACAACGCAAAUUCGCCCGCCAUACCGUCCGAUAAGAAUUUCCAGCCCCAAGCCGUGACACAACAGGCGUACUCUGGGAUAGACGACAUGGAUCUUGCAGCUCAAUUAUCAUUGCAGUUGCAAGAUGGGAACCUCUAUCCAUCCCCUGAAGAUUCUCAGGGCGCUCAAGAUAAGAGCGGACUCGGUAAUCAGGGUGAGAUUCCUGGCUGGGCGUCGCCGACUCCAAGCCACGAGCAUAGUUCCCACCAACCUAACGGACAGAUAACUUCAAGUGCUGUCAACUUCCAGGAUUUCGGAAACGGCCUCGCGCACAGCGGCUUCUCUGCAGCGGCAAAUACUCCAGCGUCCCUGCCGUACCAAUCGCAUAACACCGAAGCAUCUUUCGACGUUUGGUCGCAACAGCAUGGCGCCAGUAACGUCCCCCAGCGAACACCCCAGCAACUCGGGCUCGACCCGAGUCUACUCCAAAAUGACACAAACCAAGCUUUCAACGGCAACUUCGGGUCCUUUGACACUGUACAAGCACCGCGCAACGACCAGUCUGCAUCUCACCAGCGCCACCCAAGCGAAGCACCGAGCAUCAUUAGUGUCCGCUCUAGCCACGCUCCCCACGAUAUGCCCGCAACUCGCCCGACCAUAUCGCGCAAGUGCCCCGCCGCAGCACCACCAGCACCACCAGCAUCACCAGCAUCACCAGCAUCCGUACACUCAACACCUGCUCCCUCGUCACGCUCGACUCCUGCACCGGCAGGUCCAGUCUUCCCAGUCUGCACGCACUGUCACGAGAUGUGGUGGAACCAGACGUGCGACGCCGGUGAGUCGUGCCAGAACUGCAUGGGCUCGGGCUCGCAGUGCGAGCGACCGAAGUGUCUCCUCGAGGCGGGUACGUGUGCGAACGCGCGGUGUCCGAGGGUGCACGAGGGCGAUGUGCGGUUUAGGAGUGUGGUGAAGAAGCCGAAGACGCUGAAGAGAGAGGGCAAGAAGGGGGAGCGAAAGAGGAGUCCUGUGGAAAUGUCUCGGCCGCAGUGAAGGGAAGGAGAUGUGAAGUGGGAGGCUGUGGAUUUCAUGCGACUAGAGACUGUGCACGUGUCUGUGUUGUGCGGUAAGCUUAUGGUGGCAAUCGGAUAUCGACUAUGACUUUGACAUUCUGUGAUAAAUGAGUAGACGUAGCCAC
Messenger RNA from Didymella exigua CBS 183.55, 2792 nucleotides. RefSeq lists its product as uncharacterized. The record is from RefSeq and is a predicted model, not a curated record. Lineage: Eukaryota; Fungi; Ascomycota; Dothideomycetes; Pleosporales; Didymellaceae. Bases 92 to 2647 code for a protein of 851 amino acids. The transcript has 2 exons.